Molecule: messenger RNA, 1059 nt
Organism: Hevea brasiliensis (rubber tree)
Lineage: Eukaryota; Viridiplantae; Streptophyta; Magnoliopsida; Malpighiales; Euphorbiaceae
Product: ycf3-interacting protein 1, chloroplastic
Exons: 6
Coding region: 40-846 (268 amino acids)
Biological process (GO): photosystem I assembly; response to photooxidative stress
Cellular component (GO): chloroplast thylakoid membrane
Source: RefSeq, a predicted model, not a curated record
AACGCGAAAUCAAAACAAAACUGUGGGGUAGUGGUCACAAUGGCUCUGCAACUUUUCCAACUGACAUUGGCUUCCUCGUUAUCUUCUUCUUCAUCUUCUGUAGACGCCCAUUCUCUCAUCUUGUACCGCCACCGAUAUGCACCUUCAAGAAGAAGAUUGGGUAGCCUUUGCCUAAACCACAGUACAAGCAACAGUAGCUUGGGAAGAAGGAAGACUAUUGGCUUGUUGGUUGGUAGAGAAGACAUUGAACUGCGUGUCCCAGAUGAAGAAGAAGAAGAAGAUGAGGAGAUAGAAGAAGAGGGAUCACCACCCAGCCCUCAAGACCUCCAAUACAUUCAAGAAAUCAAAAGGGUCUUGGAGCUUCUCAAGAAAAAUAGAGACAUGUUAUUUAAUGAGGUUAAAUUAACGAUAAUGAUUGAGGAUCCAAGAGAAGUUGAGCGAAGGAGGCUACUUGGCAUUGAAGACCCUGAUGCCCCAACCAGAGAUGAGUUGGCUGAAGCUUUAGAACAGGUGAAUGAAGGUAAAGUCCCAAAAAAUCGUGUUGCACUCCAAAUACUAGCAGAGGAAAUGAUGAGUUGGCCUAAUUUAGAGGUUGAAGCACCAAAGCAAACGCCAAACAAAUCCCUAUAUGCAAAUGCCACUGACACUGGUGUAGAUCCUAAAGAGGCUGCAAAGAGACUUAAAAUUGAUUGGGAUUCAGCCGCUGAUAUUGAAGAUGUUGAAAACAGCGAUGAUACAGACGUUCCUCCAGCUGUGGGUUAUGGAGCACUGUACUUGAUCACCGCUUUCCCAGUUAUCAUUGGUAUUUCAGUAAUAUUAAUCUUAUUUUAUAAUUCUCUUCAGUAGAAAAUUCUGUUGUACCAUUUUAAUUAUACUAUUAUUUACUUCCAAACAAUGUGAACAUUAUUUUGAUUUAACCCAAAAUUGUUUAGAGUGAAGAAAGCGAAUUCAUAUAGCCGACUCCAAAUUGAUAAAGGUUGAGUUGAGUUGAGUUUAAUGUGAAUAUUAUUUUGAUUAAGUAAAAUAAUUAAAAAAAAUAUAGUAGGCCCAUUUAGAUAA